This is a messenger RNA of Pyricularia pennisetigena, 3453 nucleotides long. RefSeq lists its product as uncharacterized. Gene Ontology annotation, molecular function: oxidoreductase activity; heme binding; 2 iron, 2 sulfur cluster binding. The transcript is spliced from 3 exons. Lineage: Eukaryota; Fungi; Ascomycota; Sordariomycetes; Magnaporthales; Pyriculariaceae. The coding region runs from base 1 to 3453 and encodes 1150 amino acids. The record is from RefSeq and is a predicted model, not a curated record.
AUGGCCGCCGGCAACCGCAAGAAGAUAGUGGUGGUUGGGCUGGGUAUGGUGGGCAUCAGCUUCAUAGAAAAGAUGAUGAAGUUGGAUGCCCGCACACGCGAGUAUGAUAUUGUGGUCCUCGGUGAGGAGCCACACCUAGCCUACAACCGUGUGGGCCUGACUAGCUUCUUUGAUCACCGCAAGGUGGAUAACCUCUACCUGAAUCCGUUAGAAUGGUACACUGGCUACACGGACGGCUCACUGAGCUAUCACAUCAACACUACCGUCACCGCAAUCCACCCCGACAGCAAGACAGUGUCCUGCUCAAACGGCGAUGAAGUCUCAUACGACAUCCUCGUCCUCGCCACCGGCUCCGAUGCCGUCCGCCCCAAGCACACGCCAGGCCACGACGCCACCGGCGUGUUCGUCUACCGCACCAUUCAGGAUCUCCAGGAUUUGAUCGCAUUCGCCGAGACAAAGAAGGGUACUACUGGUAUCGUUGUCGGCGGAGGUCUACUCGGUCUCGAGGCCGCCAAGGCCAUGAUGGACUUGGAGUGCUUCGAAAAGGUGUCCGUGGUUGAGCGAAACAGCUGGGUCCUCAGCCGACAGCUGGACGCCGACGCGGGUGGCAUGGUUGUGGAGCAGGUCCGCGACCUCGGCGUGGACGUACGGCUCAGGAAACGGGUGGGCAAGGUCGAGGUGGACGCCGACAACAACGUCACCGGUGUGCUGUUCGAGGAUGGAGAGACCAUGGCUUGCUCCACGAUAUGCUUCGCCAUUGGCGUGCGGCCGCGCGACGCGAUAGCCAGGGAGGCUGGGAUACGGUGUGCAGACCGCGGCGGCGGUGUGGUCGUGGGUGACGACCUGCAGACCAGCAUCCCGGACGUCUACGCCAUCGGAGAAUGUGCAAGCUGGCAGGGUCAGUCGUUUGGGCUCAUCGCCCCGGGCGUCGAGAUGGCCGAUGUUCUUUCUUUCAACCUGACCCAGGCCAAGGAGCACCAACCCAGGGCUUUCAAGCGGCCAGACCUCAGCACGAAGCUGAAGCUUCUUGGCGUGGAGGUUGCGAGCUUUGGUGAUUUCUUUGCCGACCGCGACGGUCCACAGUUUUUGCCGCCCAAGGCUGCAAGGAAGGCCAAGAGUGCGGAGAAUGUUGGGGCAAACGGCAACGGCGAGGUCAAGAAGCUCACCAACGGACUGCCACCGUCACCGGUCAAGUCGCUGACGUACAAGGACCCGUUUACGAAUGUCUACAAGAAGUACAUCUUUACCGUUGACGGCAAGUACCUACUCGGAGGCAUGAUGAUCGGAGACACGCGAGACUACGUCAAACUGGUCCCGUUGGUGAAGAACCAGAAGGAGCUCGAAACACCACCGAGCGAGCUCAUCCUCGGUGCCAAGAAAGAGGGUGGUGACGAGGGCGACGACCUGGACGACGACACGCAGAUCUGCUCAUGCCACAACGUGACCAAGGGAGACGUUGUCGAGAAGGUCAAGGACGGUAGCUGCAAGUCGAUCGGAGACGUCAAGUCGUGCACAAAAGCAGGCACCGGGUGCGGUGGUUGUGUACCGCUUGUCACCAGCAUCUUCAACAAGACUAUGAAGGAUAUGGGCAACGAAGUCAAGAACCACCUGUGCCCACACUUCCCGUACUCUAGGGCCGAGCUGUUCCACAUCAUAUCAGCGAAGCAACUACGGGUCUUUGACGAUGUGAUGCGCGAGGCGGGAACGGACCCGGAUAGCUUUGGUUGCGAGGUGUGCAAGCCAUGCGUGGGCUCGAUAUUCGCCAGUCUCUACAACAAACACGUAAUGUCGGCCAAGGACCACGGCCUGCAGGACACCAACGACCGCUUCCUGGGCAACAUCCAGCGGAACGGCACCUUCAGCGUCGUGCCGCGCGUCUCGGGCGGCGAGAUCACACCCGAGAAGCUGAUCGCCAUGGGCCAGGUCGCCAAGGAGUACGGGCUGUACACCAAGAUCACGGGUGGUCAGCGCAUCGAUAUGUUUGGUGCCAAGAAGCAGGAUCUGCUCGAUAUCUGGGGCAAGCUGGUCAAUGCCGGCAUGGAAAGCGGCCACGCUUACGCCAAAUCGCUGCGUACCGUCAAGUCCUGCGUGGGCACGACCUGGUGCCGUUUCGGUAUCGGCGACAGUGUCGGUAUGGCUGUGCGGCUUGAGGAGCGGUACAAGAGCAUCCGGGCUCCGCACAAGAUCAAGGGUGGUGUGAGCGGUUGCGUGAGGGAGUGUGCCGAGGCGCAGAGCAAAGAUUUUGGGCUCAUUGCUACCGACAAGGGCUUCAACAUCUACGUGGCAGGAAACGGAGGUGCCAAGCCGAGGCAUGCAGAACUGUUGGCCAAGGACGUACCGCCAUCAGAAGUCGUUCCAAUCUUGGAUCGCUACCUGAUGUUCUACAUCCGCACGGCAGACAAACUACAACGGACGGCAAGAUGGCUCGAGAAUCUCCCCGGCGGCAUCGAAUACCUCCGAGAGGUGGUGCUCAAAGACAAACUCGGCAUCAACGCUGCGCUCGAGGCGGCGAUGGAGGAGCUCGUGGACGGCUUCUUUGACGAAUGGGCCGAGGCCAUCCAAGAUCCCGCCAUCGCUGCCAAGUUCCGCCAGUUUGCAAACACGGACGACAAGCUCGACAACAUGGAAGUCGAGGUGGAGCGUGACCAGCUACGGCCGGUGCACUGGCCCAAGGAGGCGGCCAAGGAGGACUUCAAGGGCCUGAGGAGCAGGUGGACGGAGACGGCGUGGCAGCCGGUCAUGGAGGCCAGCUAUUUCGCCGAGGCCGAUGGGCUGCCCAACGGCAUCAGCGCCGCCGUCAGGAGGGGAGACACACAGCUCGCGCUCUGGAGGAUCAGGGGCAGGUACUUUAUGACGCAGCAAAUGUGCCCGCACAAGAGGGCGUUCAUCCUGUCGGACGGCCUCAUCGGAGAGGAGACAAGCUGCAGCAAGGAGAAGGGCGACAACGGCAGCGGCAUCACGAACGGCGCGGCCACGAACGGCUCUCUGGGCGUCACCAACGGUGGCACCAACGGCAUGGGCCCUGCCGACGCGGAGCGGACGGCGGCGUCGGGCGACGGCGGCGGCAGCUGCGACAAGAACAACAACGCGCCGUGGGUGUCGUGCCCGCACCACAAGCGCAACUUUGACCUCUCGAGCGGCGCCUGCAAGAACGACGAGGAGCUCUCCAUCGCCACGUUCGAGGUCGAGGAGAGGCCCGACGGCUUCGUCUACGCCAAGCUGCCGCCCGUCGAGGAGCUCGACGCCGCGCUCGGCACCUCAAAGUGGAAGGUCAAGCUGGGCGAUGCCGGAGACGGCGAGCACCCCUUUGCCGAGCUCGACAGGAAGAUCGCCUUCAAGGGCCUCAGGGCAAAGAAGGUCGGCCUGCGGCCCACGGCGGCGACGCUGCCCCUCAAGACCAAGAACCUCGCCGUCGCGGUCGGUGGUGGGUGCGGGUCGGCGCCGGACUGGUGA